AUGUGGCAGGGCGACGACGGAGGUGGGGUUUAUGCGGCGGCGAUCGCCGGAGGUAGGCGGGGGAGGGGGAGGGGAAGAGGGCGCGGCAGGGGAAGGCUGCAGCCCGACGACCGGGCCUUCCGAUCGGUGGCGCUGAGGCCCCAGGACGAUGGGCUCGGGGUCGCGGCGGGGGAGAGGUUGACGAGGAAGAGGAAACAAGCGCCCAACGCCUACUGCGAUCUCGACUCCGCUGACGAUCAUGAGGACAAUGAGCCGAAUGGAUACAGCGAGGCACAGUUAGUUCAUCAUAUUUCAAAGACUCAGAAUAAGACCAAGGAUGAUGAUCUGAAUGGAUACAAUGAGGAACCACUGAUUAAUCAUAUUUCAAAGACUCAGGAUAAGCCCAAGGAUAAUGUAUAUACAAUAGAGGCUGUAACUAAGAAGAAGACCCGAUAUUCAGAGAAGGACGUUAUCAGAAAUAAGUUGGAGUACCAAGGAAAAAAUAAGGUUCCAUUAUCUAAUGGCAAAGAGAUUGAGAAAAAUAAUAAAAAACGGAAGAAGAGGAAUGGAGAUGAUGCACUGAUGUGCCACCAGUGUCAGAAAAAUAACAAUGGGAGGGUGGUUCGGUGCACAUCAUGCAAAAGUAAACGCUUCUGUUUGCGAUGUAUGAAACGAUGGUAUCCUUCUUUGUCAGAAGCCGAAUUUUCUGCGGAAUGCCCAUUUUGUCGCAAAAUCUGUAAUUGCAAGGCAUGCUUACGGAUGAAAGGCGUUGAACUGCCUCCAAGAAAGGACAUUUCCAGAGAAAAUCAAAUUCGCUAUGCUUUCCAUAUUGUACGUUUGUUGCUUCCCUGGCUGAGAAAACUGCGACAGGAGCAGAUGGAUGAAAAGACAACAGAAGCAAAAAGACAAGGUGCAUCAGUGAAGGAAGUGAAAUUGGAGCGAGCUAAGCCUCAUCCAGAUGAGCGUACUUAUUGCAACAACUGUAAAACUUCCAUAUUUGAUGUGCACAGAAGAUGCAGAGUUUGUCAGUAUGACUUGUGCAUUGCAUGCUGCCGGGAGCUUCGCCAAGGUAAGAUUCCUGGAGGAGAAGAUCUAGAGAUAGCGCAGUAUGAAGAUAGAGGCAAUGAGUAUGUUUUUGGUCGUAUUCCUAAUUCAAGGAAUAGAGAUAAAAGGGCCCCUUUUAAGAGGCACAAGGACACAGAUAAGACUGUCGUACCAUGGAAGGCAAAUAGUGAUGGUAGUAUACCUUGCCCCCCAAAAGAAAAAGGAGGCUGUGGUGGUUCACAUUUAGACCUCAAAUUCUUGCAGACAGAGACGAUGCUUUCGGAGUUAGAAGACCGUGCUGACAAACUUGUUAGGAGCGAAACAUUUAAAGAAGGGGUCGCCAAUGCAAGCGAUGGGUGCCCUUGCUCUGAUCAUUCCGACAAGAGAACGCAGGCUGCAAAUAGGGAUGGCUCAGAUGAUAACUACUUAUACAGCCCAAGAGCCGAAGAUAUCCAGGACGAUGACUUGGUGCACUUUCAGAACCAUUGGGCAGAGGGUGAACCAGUUAUUGUUUCCGAUGUUCUUCGGUUAACCGCUGGUCUGAGUUGGGAGCCAUCAGUUAUGGUGCGGGCAUUGAGAGAAAAAAAGACCGCUAACUUGGCUGUCGAAGCAUUAGAUUGCCUUGAUUUGUGUGAGGUGGAAAUUAAAAUAUGCGAUUUUUUCAAGGGAUAUACCAGAGGAAGAACUCAUCCUUCAUCUCGCUGGCCACAGAUACUUAAGCUAAAAGACUGGCCACCAUCUAGUUCCUUUGACGAGAGAUUAGCUCGUCAUGGUGCUGAAUUUAUCAGUGCAUUGCCAUUUCCAGAGUACACUGAUCCACAAUAUGGUCCGUUGAAUCUUGCAGUCAAGCUUCCUGCCCGUUCCUUGAAGCCAGAUCUUGGGCCAAAAGCAUACAUUGCGUAUGGAAUUCGCCAAGAGUUAGGCAGGGGUGACUCCGUGACGAAGCUGCACUGCGAUAUGUCUGAUGCGGUAAAUAUUUUAACACAUACUGCUGAAGUGGCCUACAAGAUUGGUGACCUUCAUGAUAUAGAAGAAAUUAGAAGUAAAAUGGCAAGACAAGAUAAUCAUGAAUUUUAUGGGGAUUUAAAUGAGGCAAAUAAAUCUGGUGAGCUGCAUAAUGGAGGCCGCUCUACUUUGGGCAAGCAAGGCAAUAGAGGACUCCGCAACAAAGUUAGAGGUGGCCCUUCCAAGAGAGUGCCAAAGAGUUCAGUGGAACAGAAUACCGGUGGUGCCUUAUGGGAUAUUUUUCGUAGAGAAGAUUCCAAGAAAUUACAAGAGUAUCUUAAAAAGCACGCGUCUGAAUUUCGGCACAUUUACUGCAAUCCUGUGAAACAGGUUAUUCACCCUAUUCAUGACCAGACUUUUUAUUUAACUGAGGAACAUAAGAGAAAUCUCAAGAAAGAAUGUGGUGUUGAGCCCUGGACGUUUGAACAGAAGCUUGGUGAAGCGGUUUUCAUUCCUGCUGGAUGUCCUCAUCAAGUCAGGAAUUUGAAGUCUUGCGUCAAGGUUGCAAUGGACUUCGUUUCCCCUGAAAAUGUUAAUGAAUGUAUAAAACUGACUAAAGAGUUUAGAUGUCUUCCAUCCGGUCACAGGGCUAAAGAAGAUAAAUUAGAGAUAAAUAAGAUUGCUUUUCAUGCUCUUAAAGCUGCUGUAAAUUUGUUGGACCCUUCCUCGGGAGUGUUGGACAGUGAGGGUGACCAGCUCAGUGAUGAAGCUGUAGAUGAGAAGCGUAAAAGGCCAGGCAGACGCCGAAGAGGCGCCAUGAAGAACAAACGGCAAGCUGGCAGGAAGAGCGAAGAUCAGUCCAGGGACGAAGGUGUUGAUAAGAAGCAUAAAAAUGGACGUGGUCUCCCUAGUGGCGACAAGUCCAGCGACGAAGCUUUAGUUGAGAAGAGGGGACGUGGCCGCCCAGGUCGCAAUCUGCAGAGCGAAGGUCAGUCCGGCCAUGAAGCUGCAGAUGAGAAGCCUAGAAGACGUGGUCGCCCAAGUCGCAACCAGAAGAAUGACGAUCAGUCUAGCGAUGAAGCUGUAGCUAGGAAGCCUAGAAGAGGCCGUGGUCGCCCAAGCCGCAACCUGAAGAAUGAAGUCCAGUCCAUCGAUGAAGCUGUAGAAGUCAAGUCCAUCGAUGAAGCUGUAGACGAGGAGCAAAGGGAACCUCGCACAAGGGGUGAUCUGAAAAGGUUGUGCAUGAAUGAAGCUGUAUACGAAAGGAAGCCUAAGAGGGGACGUGGACGCCCAAAAGGUUCUUGA
This is a messenger RNA of Lolium rigidum, 3273 nucleotides long. Its product is annotated as lysine-specific demethylase JMJ25-like. The record is from RefSeq and is a predicted model, not a curated record. The coding region runs from base 1 to 3273 and encodes 1090 amino acids. The transcript has 16 exons. NCBI's taxonomy places the organism in Eukaryota, Viridiplantae, Streptophyta, Magnoliopsida, Poales, Poaceae. Gene Ontology annotation, biological process: regulation of transcription by RNA polymerase II. Gene Ontology annotation, molecular function: chromatin DNA binding; transcription coregulator activity; histone H3K9 demethylase activity. Gene Ontology annotation, cellular component: chromatin; histone deacetylase complex.